AUGGAGUGCUGCAUGUCGGAAGAGGCAAAAGAACAAAAGAGAAUUAAUCAAGAAAUUGAGCGGCAACUCCGAAAGGACAAACGCGAUGCUAGACGAGAACUCAAACUACUUCUGCUUGGUACUGGUGAAUCCGGCAAGUCAACAUUUAUCAAGCAGAUGAGAAUCAUUCACGGCUCGGGUUACAGCGACGAGGACAAGCGAGGCUUCAUCAAACUGGUGUACCAGAACAUCUUUAUGGCCAUGCAGAGUAUGAUACGGGCCAUGGAUCUACUCAAAAUACAAUACGGGAAUCCGUCCAAUGCGGAAAAGGCGGAGUUGAUAUCGUCCAUCGACUAUGAAAGCGUCACAACGUUCGAAAGUCCGUACGUGGAAGCUAUCAAGGCUUUGUGGGCUGACUCGGGAAUACAGGAGUGUUAUGACCGCCGGAGGGAGUACCAACUGACUGACUCCGCUAAAUACUACCUACAGGAGAUAGAUCGUGUCGCGGCCCCCAACUAUCUACCUACUGAACAGGACAUACUCCGUGUGAGAGUCCCUACUACUGGUAUCAUCGAGUACCCAUUCGACCUGGAGGAGAUCAGAUUUAGUUAUCUAAGCGAUUUACCGAGAAUCGAAAGUUCAGAUUAUCUGCCGACCGAGCAAGAUAUUCUUCGAGCAAGACAGCCCACGACCGGCAUACUAGAGUACCCUUUUGAUCUAGAUGGGAUCAUAUUUAGGAUGGUGGACGUCGGCGGUCAGAGAUCUGAAAGAAGGAAGUGGAUCCAUUGUUUCGAGAACGUUACAUCAAUCAUAUUCUUAGUAGCACUUAGUGAAUAUGAUCAAAUUUUAUUCGAAUCAGAAAAUGAGAAUCGAAUGGAGGAAUCCAAGGCGUUGUUCAAGACUAUUAUAACGUAUCCAUGGUUCCAGCAUUCAUCUGUCAUCCUCUUCCUCAACAAAAAGGAUCUUUUAGAAGAGAAGAUCAUGUACUCUCACCUAGUAGAUUACUUCCCGGAGUAUGAAGGACCGAAAUGUGACCCAGUACCUGCCAGGGAAUACAUCCUUCAGAAAUAUCUGAAAGAGAAUCCCGACCCUGAUAGACAGUGUUACUCACAUUUCACUACAGCGACAGGUUUAUAUGUUAGGCGUUCGAUUCGCCUCUUGCUUGUGACGAUCUCGAGCCGGUUAAGGGCGGGUCCGCCGGGUCCCGAGACUAACUUGGAAGGUCCGUCAGGUCCCGAGACGGUCUUGGGCGGGUCCGUUAGGUCCCGAGACGGUCUUUUGCGGAUCCGUCGGGCCCCGAGUCUGCCUUGGGUGGGUCCGUUAGGUCCCGAGACUGCCUUGGGUGGGUCCGUCAGGUCCCGAGAUGACCUUGGGAGGGUCCGUCAGGUCCCGAAACGGUAUUGA
Molecule: messenger RNA, 1383 nt
Organism: Danaus chrysippus (African queen)
Lineage: Eukaryota; Metazoa; Arthropoda; Insecta; Lepidoptera; Nymphalidae
Source: the annotation of a GenBank genome assembly